Molecule: messenger RNA, 1488 nt
Organism: Fonsecaea multimorphosa CBS 102226
Lineage: Eukaryota; Fungi; Ascomycota; Eurotiomycetes; Chaetothyriales; Herpotrichiellaceae
Exons: 8
Coding region: 1-1488 (495 amino acids)
Source: RefSeq, a predicted model, not a curated record
AUGGACGAGAAACUCCUCCCCUGGCCCGAAGCAGAUUCCUCCGUCGUCCCCGACGUGUUUUUCGGCGCUUCGAUCGAGGAAACCCAGCGGGCCUUUGACGAGGCUUGCCCGCGCAUCUGCUCUCCAGCUGGCUCGGGGCCUUUUCGCGUGCAGGUGGGAGAAGUCGACGACACGGGUCUCAGAACGUGCGUGCUCGAGAACGACCGUGCAGUCACAGAGUAUCUCAAUGCUUCCCGCGAGAUCGACACGGGCCGGGACCCAUUGACUGGAGCGGUCCCUUCGCCUAAAUCUACCUUCUUUCUACUGAAUCCCACGUUCGGCUGGGGCCGUCUGAUGCUGUCAGAGGCGAGCAUGCGAUCGAUUCUGCGUCAUGUCCACGUCUUUCCUCCCUUUUUGAAGCAUCUGACCGCGUUCGGCGAGAAGGAAUUCGCCUGCGACGAGGGUUUCGCCGCAUAUGACAUCCGGGAGCAUUUCCACGGACUCCCGCAACGUCAGGGCAUAGAAACUUGCUUUCUGUGGAAGUACAUGCAGCGCGAUGACGGAAAUGCCCAACACCCAUGGACCAUCCGUCAGGCCCUCGUUUAUCAGAAAUUCUCGUGCCUAACGCGGACGAGCACGAAUAUAUUCAUCAGAGCGCCUUCCCAGGUGACGAAUCAUCUGAAACACAAUUUCACUGCCUCCUCAGAGUCUCGGGCUUCAACGGUCGCAGAGUGGCUGGGGGUGCAAAGGGUCUGGAUGUCGUGCGGGACAGAGGACUGGCGGCAGGCUCUGAACUAUUACGACGAGCAGAUCACCAAGCUGUUCGACGUCCUCGUCAUGUUUUCAAUCGAGACCGAGACAGCCGGCGACUCCAAAAAGGUCCAGCAAUGCAUAAGUUCCAUGAAGGAACUCACACACCUCGUCGACCAGUUGUUGAGGAUAUCGCACGUGCUGAGUCUGAACUUCAACAUCAUAGCCUGCAUGAUGAACGCCGCACGCAGGUUCGAAAGCGAAGACCGCCGUGAUGCCUUUCUGGUCUUCGCCGAGACCAUCCAGCUCGAGUAUUCCUUCCUCCGACAUCUGGUAGGGUCGUUGUUGGCCCGCGGAAAUAACUUGUCCCGCCAGUUGGGCGAUAUCAUUGCUUUCCGAAACUCCGAGCUCAACAACAGGAUAGCAAACGUGACAAGCGCUAGCACUGCAGCAGUAGUUGAACUGACAUCAAAGAGCUCUCACGAAGCCCGUAUAGUCAAGGUGCUCACAAUCGUGGCCCUAAUAUACGUGCCGGCCUCAUUCGCUGCGGACUUUCUGCAGAUGGGUUACGUCUCGGUGGACCAAGACAGAAACUUCCACAUCGUGGCAAGCAUGGACGUUUGGCUGUGGGUCAUCAUAGCCUUCCCCUUGAUCUUGCUCGCGCUCUCAGUCCUGCUUGUCUGCGAGAUCUUGGGGAGGAGGAGAGUCAGCAGGGCAGCAGCGAGUCCGAGCACACCCGUCUUCACAAAUAUCGUCUGA